AUGGAGGUGCAUCUGUCGAAUCUGAUGGGCAAGCUGAGCAUCGAUAACGGUGCCAGCGAUCUAUGCGACUUUUCAUUGGCAGAGCAGAAUGCCCUGAGUGAGGCGCACGGCAUAACACCCAGCACCAGUCCCGAUUACCUGCCCAUCCUGGGCAAGACCGUCAACUACAUCGUGGCGUUCGUCCUGGUCAAUGAUGCCAACGAGAUCCUCAUGAUGCAGGAGUCACGGGAGUCUUGUCGGGGCAAGUGGUACCUGCCGGCCGGCCGGAUGGAGCCUGGCGAGAAGAUUGUCGAUGCAGCCGCACGAGAAGUGCUGGAGGAGACAGGCCUUAUAGUGGAGAUCACGACACUCCUGCUCGUAGAAACUGCCGGAGGCUUGUGGUUUCGCUUCGUUGUUACCGGCGACAUUGUGGGCGGAGAGCUGAAGACGCCCGAGAUGGCAGACAGUGAAUCUCUGCAGGCCAGUUGGGUGGCGGACGUGUCGAAACUCAGCCUCCGCAGCCAAGAUAUUGUGGCCCUCAUCAAUUACGGCCGCCUCUACAAGAGCACCAUCUCAGUGGCUCUGUGGCCACGCGCAAUGUUACCCAAGCCGAAGGCGCACACGAAGAGCCACCUUAGACUAGUGCUGGCCAUCCGGAAGCGCGCCACCAACAGAUUCCACAUUCUCUACAGCGAGAAGCAGACCUCCCACUAUCCCACUGUUGAGAUUCACCCGGAGAGGAGCAUCUACUCCACGCUGAUCAAGUUCAUGAAGGAGAUCUUUGGCGCCGACUUGCCACAGCACAAGCCCCAAGGGCUCUUCUCCGUCGAACACUCGCCCUCGGAGAUGGCCAGCACAGCCACAGACGGCAUCUGUCUCACGCUCCUUGUGCUCUUCCGGCCGCCACUGGAGGAGGUGUCGCUCAUUGGCAAGUACGUCUGGGAGGAAUUGCAGCCGGAGGCGAGCCACGAGCUGGAGAAGCUCAUCACCGCCAAGCACGCUCUGAUUGGCCUCAGUGUGCUGCGAUAGGUAGUCCAAGUCCACGAGACGCGUCCAAUAUUUUGAUACCAAAAUAGAGAUGAGAAUAAAUUGCAUGCUCUACGUCCUCCACAGACAAUUCCCCUUUUACCUCUUCCACUUGGAUAUUUGAGCUAAUUCAGCCGAAUUAUACCGUUCUAGGUGCUAAAUGCAUAUUGAGAAUACUCUUUGUAAAACCCAUAUUCGACUGUUAAAUAAAACAUAUUAAUCGAA
This is a messenger RNA of Phlebotomus argentipes, 1230 nucleotides long. RefSeq names its product 8-oxo-dGDP phosphatase NUDT18. The transcript has a single exon. Gene Ontology annotation, molecular function: magnesium ion binding; 8-oxo-GDP phosphatase activity; 8-oxo-dGDP phosphatase activity. The coding region runs from base 1 to 1008 and encodes 335 amino acids. NCBI's taxonomy places the organism in Eukaryota, Metazoa, Arthropoda, Insecta, Diptera, Psychodidae. The record is from RefSeq and is a predicted model, not a curated record.